AUGACUAAGCGUACUGGUCGUGCCUCGGAUGAGGGCGUACACCGGAACACUAGAAACCAACACGCGCGGCAUUCGCGCACAAGUCGAAGAUCUCUAAAGGGUCGAAGAUCGUCAUCCUCGGCGUACCAGGGCUCCUCCGAAUCGGACUGGGUGGCGGCGCGGCGAGCAGCCAGUCACUGCCCGCCCGCCAGCUGUCGAGCGCGGGCGGGACAACACGGAGAUGCUUGCAUCGCGCUCUACGAUGCGAGCCCGAUCGAGUCCAUCCACGACGUCGGCGCCGGCGGGCUCUCGAACGCGCUCCCGGAGCUCGUGCACGACUCUGGGCUGGGGGCAGCAUUCGAGAUCCGGGACCAUGUCCCCGAUGGAGAUCUGGAGCUCUGCCCGGCGCUCGGAGUCGGGAUCCCGGUCGGGAAGGACUCGAUGUCGAUGUCGAUGCGGUGGCAGGAGCGCGAUGGGGAGCGGAAGGAGGUGAGCGCGCCGCUCUCGCUCGUCGUCACGGCGUUCGCGGCGGUCGAGGAUGUGGGGAAGACGUGGACGCCGCGGUUGCGCACCGACGUGGACGGGCCGAUGGUGCUGCUGUUCUUCGACCUUGCGCGCGGGAAGCAGCGCCUUGGAGGCUCGGCUGUCGCGCAGGUGUUCAAGCAGUCUCUGAGCCUCUUCCGCCGCCCCAAUGUCACCAUCCUGCGCGAGCAGAGCGUGAACGGGCACAUCGAGAUGGCCCGGGCCUUCGACGCCGUCGACGUGCACAUGUCCGACAUUCUCUCCGGCGCAGUCCCGCUCUCCUCCUUCCGCAGGCUCACGGCCUGUGGCGGCUUCUCGUACGGCGACAUGCUCGGCGCGGGGCACGGCUGGGCGUCCUCCCUCCUUGCCGCGCUCGCGGAGGUGAUCCCCAGCGCGGCGGACUGGCCCGCGUUCCGCGCAAACCGCUCCGAGCGCCUCGAGGCGCGCGUCGCCGUCGUCGAGAUCGUGUCUGGGCCCGCGACCGCACGUUCCGUCUUCCUGCGCGAUAUGCCAGCGGGCGCGCGCCUGCCUGUCGCGGUCGCGCACGGGGAGGGCCGCCCGGUGUUCGCGCGUGAGGGACAGCGCGCUGCAUUAGAGGCGUGUGGGCUCGUCGCGACGGCUGACGGGCGGGUGCUCGCGCUCCUGCCGCACACGGAGCGUGUUGUGACGAUGGAGAGCAACAGCCGGUAUCCGCCAGAGCUGGCGGAGGUGUGGAAGGGUGUUGGGCCGUGGUUCCAGCUGUUCCGCAGCGGCGCGAGCCUGAAGUGGUGCGGGAAGUGA
This is a messenger RNA of Epithele typhae, 1281 nucleotides long. RefSeq names its product class I glutamine amidotransferase-like protein. Bases 1 to 1281 code for a protein of 426 amino acids. Lineage: Eukaryota; Fungi; Basidiomycota; Agaricomycetes; Polyporales; Epitheliaceae. The transcript has 6 exons. The record is from RefSeq and is a predicted model, not a curated record.